CGCGUGAUCGAUGCCCAAAAUCUGUAGCAGUUCGCGCUGGCAGUGCGCUGCAAAUGCAAGAGCCAGGGCGGCGGUUGGGUGUUGUAGCUCUGCCGGCUGUUUUGCGUUGUGGGUGGGCUGCCACGCUACGGCCAGGAUGCGGCGGCGACAAAUCGCGGACGGCCGACAUGAGCCGCGCAGGCAGCAGCAGCGCACUCUCGGGGGCGGGGGAACCGCCGCCCGGGGGCAGGCAACUUACUCGGCCCGGGGCAGCCCCGCGCGUGAGAAGAAGGCAGGUCGCCGCUGCUUACCCGCCCGCGCAAACCGCCGGCGCCGGUCGGGGCUUUGGUGGAACUCGCCGACCUGUUCGGCUGGCGCCUGUGGUGCUGUUGGCUGCUUUGGGUACGGAAAUCCGGGGGAGGGCCAAUGCGAAGCGGCCAAGUUUUUGCGCUACCCCCACGCGCCCAGGAGCUUCCGUGGACGCCGCCACAUCCGCGCGAACCCGGGGGCCCCUGUGUUGAAAUAGUUGGAGGCCUUCGCGCGCACCUGUGCGCGCGCGGGCGGGCAACAGCC
Amoebophrya sp. A120 is the source of this 552-nucleotide messenger RNA. Lineage: Eukaryota; Dinophyceae; Syndiniales; Amoebophryaceae. The record is from the annotation of a GenBank genome assembly.